GAGGUGGAGGCAGGACCGGCUGGUCGGCUUCGGCGGGCAAGGGAGAAGAUGGUGGGGCGCAGAGGCGCCGAACCCGAGAGAAGUGAUGGCGCUCUGGAGCCGGACCAGGAGGCUCUCCAUGCCAGCUGGAGUGUUGGCGACCCAGCCGGGCCCUCGUCUCGCUGGGGAGGAGAAGAAACAGUGGCGGUGCAUCCAGGACAGCGUGAAAGUCUUGAGGCUGACCCUCCAGAAUGACCUUCCCGGGGACCGGCGUAACCAAGUAAAGCAAAAGCCGGUGGGGAGGGCGUUUGCCAUGGUAGCCAACCGGCCCGCGAGCAGCCACGCCCUGGCUUCCGAAUGCGUCAAAUCCAACGACGGCGACGAAGAGAUCAUCAAGGUGUAUCUCAAAGCGCGGGCCGAAGACGGGGCGACGCACAGAAACGGCUUCUCUCCCUCGGCAAACGACAGCUGUCAUCCGCCGGAGCUUCCCCCGGACAAGCCAAAUGGCUUCCAGCCUCUUCGAACGGUUUCGUAUCGCAGCGUAUCCGUAAGCCAGGACGAGCCGAUGUAUCCUGCCGAGGACAUCUCGGUCAUGCGCGAGACCACCAAGAGGCUGUUUUCUAAACUUCAGGAGGCUGAGAAGAGGCAUCAGUCGGAUCGGGCUGCCUACGAGACAUCCAUCUCCCACUACCGGAGGGAGGCAGAACAGUCGGGCAUAGCCCUCCGGAAAGCCGAAACGGAGUUGGAACUGAAGGACCUUAAACUGGAAGAAUUACAAAGGCUUCUCACUGGCAUGGAGAAGGAACACCAGAUCCUCUUGCAGAAGGUGAGAGAUGGCGAAGCGGAGCUGGAAGCACUGAGGAACUUGGAGCAGGACAAGGUUGCUGAGCAGGAAAGGUCGGCCAAGCUGGAGAAGGAGGUGGCCACUCUGCGGGAGAAGAUUCACCACUUGGACGACAUGCUGAAGAGCCAGCAACGCAAAGUCCGGCAGAUGAUCGAGCAGCUGCAGAACUCCAAGACGGUGAUCCAGUCGAAAGACGCGAUCAUUCAUGAGCUGAAGGAGCGAGUGGCGUAUCUGGAGGCCGAGAACCUGGAGAUGCACGACCGCAUGGAGCACCUGAUCGAAAAGCAAGCCAACCCCGGUGCCUUCCCUGCCCGCUCCCGUUCCAAGUCGGAGACCGUCAGCAGCAAAAGGUUCGCCAAGCCUGUGGGGCCCAAACCUUUGCCCCUGAUCAGAGUGUUGGAAACAUGAACGGGAUUGUGACUCCGCGUGGAAAAUCGCGCCACUGCAAACCCGCUGGACGUAGGCAGUUGCCUCUCCUUUGCCGCUUCGUCCCCCAAGUUUCCCAGCUCACCACCUCCUGUGCCAAGGGAAUGAGUUGGCACAAGCAGGAAGGCCUCCCGGGGCUCAAAAGCCGUGAAUUUUAUCGGACGGUGUGGAUCGGGGAGGAAAUGUGGGACAGUAGAGGAAAAUCGAACGAUUGGAUAGCGGGUUCCUUUAGAAAAGGACAGUGCCUUUUAAACUUCCACACUCAGCCCCCCCAGUUUCAUAGCUCGGUUCUUAUGCAAAGCCGUUUUGGGGGCGGGGGGAGGAGGGACGGCACACUCGUGGCUCUUCUUGCGAAUCGAGACGGAUUAAAAAAUAGAGAGCUUUUAUUUGCCUGUUCAGUGUGGCGCUUCCCGCUUUCUCCUGUCCCCGCGGAGAAAGAGAUGUGGGCCGGUUGAACCCAGAGUUCCCCCCGCGCCCCCC
Messenger RNA from Python bivittatus (Burmese python), 1729 nucleotides. It is a transcript of the gene TUFT1, whose product is annotated as tuftelin 1. Gene Ontology annotation, cellular component: intracellular anatomical structure; I band. The record is from RefSeq and is a predicted model, not a curated record. Lineage: Eukaryota; Metazoa; Chordata; Lepidosauria; Squamata; Pythonidae. Gene Ontology annotation, biological process: intracellular signal transduction.